Messenger RNA from Megalopta genalis, 3526 nucleotides. RefSeq names its product tubulin beta-1 chain. Gene Ontology annotation, cellular component: microtubule. Lineage: Eukaryota; Metazoa; Arthropoda; Insecta; Hymenoptera; Halictidae. Gene Ontology annotation, biological process: microtubule-based process. Gene Ontology annotation, molecular function: GTP binding; GTPase activity; structural constituent of cytoskeleton. The record is from RefSeq and is a predicted model, not a curated record.
UGCGAAUUGCAAGCGAAGACAUUUCCUUCGAGAACGAUUCUCCUUACGCCUUUUUACAAGGAUUUUCAAGGAUUUUCAACGAUUUUCAAGGAUUUACAAAAUUAUUAAAUACCCGACUGCGAUCGUUUUCGUUCUCGAAUCUAGACCGCGGAUCUUGCGUGCAUUUAUAAGAAAAAUAAACGCAUGGCGGAGACAUUAUUCACCCGCCCGGAUACGUUUGCAACAAUCGAGCACUGUUUAACAAUAGGCAGCCGUUCGCAACGAUCCGGACCGAUCGCGAAGAGCAGCAGCGAGAGACGAUUCCUGCAGAAACAGCUCUAGAUCGGAUCGAGAGAGCACGUGUCGCGUGCCGCGUCAUCGAACUCGUGCUCGUCCUUCUAACCAACUGGGGGAUUGAUGAAGCCAAGACCUUGGCAAAAAUUGGCGAUCACGUAUUAUCUCAUCGGUGCCCCCGAGGACAAACACUUUAUUAUUGCGUGCCGUUGCGAAUCGCUCGGAAUGAACGCUAAUGCGGGCUCCGCGGCCGCGUCGAUCGCCGAACGCGCGUUAUCGUUCGUUCAUUCUUUUAUUUUUUUCCCCUAACCAAAAAUCCGGGGCAUCGAUAGCUCCCUUUAUCCUUGACCUCGGCCGCGAGGCCGACGCGAUGUAACCCCCGUUCCAACGAAUCCCAACGAAAUUCCAGUCCACCGAAACGGCCGAGAGACCGCGAAAAAUGAGAGAAAUAGUGCACGUGCAGAUCGGCCAGUGCGGAAACAACGUCGGCACCAAGUUCUGGGAGAAGAUCUGCGACGAGCAUGGCCUGCACCGGGACGGCGUCUUCGACGGGGACGAUUCGUCGGACAUGCGGUUGCAGCGGAUCAACGUUUACUUCGCCGAGGGUCAAGGCGGCAGAUUCGUCCCGAGGGCGGUCCUGAUCGAUCUCGACUCCAAAGCGUUGAGCUCCGCGCUGUCUAGGAAAUGCGGCGGUCUGUUCAAGCCCGAGAGCUUCGUGGUUGGACGCGAGAGCGCGGGAAACAAUUGGGCGAAGGGAUACUAUAGCGAGGGUGCGGGCGUCGUCGACGAGGCUUUGGAUGUCGUACGCGCGGAAGCCGAAGCUUGCGACCUCUUGCAAGGUAUCCAGCUGGUCCGAUCUUUGGGCGGCGGGACAGGGUCAGGAGCGGGCGCGUUGCUGAUGACCAAGCUGAAGGAGGAGUACCCGAGUAGGAUAGUGAAAUGCUACAGCGUGAUGCCCUCGGCGAAGAUGUCGGACGUCGUGGUGGAGCCGUACAACGCGGUCCUAGCCCUCGGCGCGUCGAUCGAGUUCGCCGACCAAUGCUUCUGCAUGGACAAUCACGCGUUGCACCGCGUCUGCUCGAGGCUGCAGCGCAUCGCCACGCCGACUUACGCCGACACCAAUCACCUGAUAUCCGCGUGCAUGGCCGGCGUGACCUGCUGCUUCAGAUUCCCCGGACAACCUAGCGCCGAUCUGCGAAAGCUUCACGUAAACCUGGUCCCGUUCCCCAAGUUGCACUUCUUCGUCGCCGGAUACGCACCUUUGACCUCUAGGAGCGCCGCGCAGUACGCGGUCGCGUCCGUGCCCGAGCUAGCCAGACAAUUGUUCAAUCCUAGCAACGCGCUCGUCGAUUACGAUCCCGCCGCUGGCAAGACCAUCGCCGCAGCUGCGAUUUUCCGCGGAAACGCGUCGACCAAGCGCGUGGAGGAGCAAAUGUACAUCGUACGGAACAAGAACAGCCCUAACUUCGUCGAGUGGAUCCCGAACAACGUUCAAACCGCGGUCUGCAAGGUCGCUCCUCGGGGAGUCUCGAUGAACGCGACCCUGAUAUCGAACACGACUACGUUCCAAGAGCCGCUGAAGAGGCUGAUGAGCGGCUUCAACGACAUGCUGAAGAAGAAGGCGUACAUUCACUGGUACACCGCGGAAGGGAUGGACGAGUCGGAAUUUACGGACGUUCAGGGGAAAAUGCGCGACCUAAUCGCGGAGUACCAACAGCAGCAGCAAGAGGCGAACACCGAAAACGCCGAUCCUCUGUGACGUGAUCGUGGCUGGACGGCGAAAAUAUUCAGCGCAGACCUCGAGGCAGCCGUACGAAACAAUCUAAAGCUAUUUCGCGAAAUUCCAUCGGACCUGAAACAUUGAAUAAACAACGAUCACUGUAAAGCAGGGGGUGAAGACAAUUAUGAUAUUGGUUGCGGUUCUUGAAACAGUUGUGGAGAACCGAAGAAGUCUCACAACUUUUAUAGAUAAACUGCGGAUUUUAUGCAUUCGUGGCAAAAAUCAGGAGAUGAAAUCUAAUCAUGAGAUCUUCUCGAUUUUUCAUAACUGUUCCAAUCAGUACCGAUGCACAAUAUAUGUAUACAGUGGUGUGAAUAAUUACAGACUGAUAACUUUUACAUUUUUAGUGAUUUUACAUUUUACAUUCCAGCGAACAAAAACUUAACGAAAUAUUUCCGAUUAUUUCUAAUGUAGGAAUAUAUAACUUCUAAUCUAGAGAUAUGUUACUUCUAAUAUAAAAAAUAUACAGAUGCGACAUUUUGUUAAGUUUUCGUUUACAUAUCGGUGACAACGCGAAAGUUACUUCGAGUCCAAAAUUAUGCACACCGCCGUAGACGUGAAACGGGCCGAGAACGGUAAUAUUCGGAACCCUUUCGAUCGCUGCUGCGACACGCCCUUAGGAUGAUGGAGGGUGACUUGUGUGUACUUGAAAAAAUUCUUAUAUUUUCGUAAGGAACAAACUUGCGCUACCGUAAAACGCGUGCCACGAUUACAGGCUUACGAUAUAUGAAUAAUGUUUGCGGAUGUAACAGAGAAGGCAGAUUUUUGGUUGCGGUGCUUUGGCGUUUGGUCGUCGGGGAUUGUCUUUGUCUACCACCGCCCCCUCCGUGACCCUCUACCGCUGAAGCGAGCGACGCGUCUCCCUCGGCCAGCCUCGAUGUCCUUCGAACUCCAUGAAAAAAGAAGCGAAACUGAAGAAGAUGCCCUAUCGCGUAUAAAAGUAUAAAAAGCGAACCACGUGUGCCCGGAACCGACUCGGGCCGCUUUCGAUAGACGGGCGAGAGAGGGCGGAGGGUUUAAGAUCGAUUUGUAUCCUCUGUUAAGCCACGGAACGUUCACGAAGCGGCUCGGUUCUGGCGGAUAUUAUUAUAAACCGAUUCGACUGAUUAUAUUUAGUAUCGCGGACCAAAAUCUCGUUAAAGACGGACGCGUGACGUAAACUAACUCAAUAUGGAUAACCAAAAAUGAAGAGAGUUAGUAAGAACCUAAUUCUUUGACAAUAAUGUCCAAUAUUAUCCAUUAACUUUCCUCGAAAAUUUGAUGUACAGCAAAACGACGUUUCCUUUUCCUAUUCUCCUCCCUCUUCAUCGAACAAUACCGCUGCGUAGCGCAGAUCUUUUACCGAUAAAUGUGGAAACAUUUUCAACACUAUGCUUACCGAACCGGUCAAAAUUGUUCAAAGAUACAUUUACGAGUGAUUUAUUCAAUGUACGAAUUACUUGUGGAAAAAUUAGAAUAAACGUCUUAUUCCUA